AUGCAGUUUCGCUACAUACACUUCCAUACAAAAGUACAUUUCGGAGCUUUAAGUAAUUGGUUCUCAGCUGCAGCAAUCUGGUUUGUGCUUGCGGUGUCUGUCGAACGUCUUUUAAUAAUAAAAUUCCCUUUUCGAUCCUACCAUCACGUAUCGCACACCUGUAUCACAAGGCAUGUGUGCUCAGGCACACAGUUGUUAGGCCUCUGCUUCUCCAAUGCUGGCAAGAGUUGGGGUAAACGAGCGAAUCCAACAUCUUCGCUUACCAGAGAAUGGAUCGAGCUAUCCGUGUAUUUGAAUGCGUCAUUUGCGGUGCUUCUACCAGUUUUUGCCGUUGCUGUUUUGAAUAUCUCACUGAUUAGGCUGUUAAAGAAGAGGAACAGUGAAGAAUUGCUUGUCAACUCUGUAAAUGCUAGUCCGGAAGCACUACAUGAACAAGAACGAAAAAUGACGACUACAGUAUUGGCAAUAGUCACCAGCUUCACUCUCACUCAAGGCCCGUCAGCUAUAGUGACCAUGUAUCAGAUGUUGUAUGGCCCCAGGCUAAAACCCUAUCUUACAAAUGCAUCGUUCAGUACUGCAAAAAUCGCCUCAGUAGUAGCCAAUCAGCUGGUUCUGACUGGAAAAAUGCUCAAUGUGGUGUUGUUCUGCAUGACAUCGUCAACAUUCAGAAGAAAACUUUUGCAAACAUGCACAAAAUGGUUGUUUACAAUCUGCUACUGUGAUGAAGUACAACGUCGAAGGUUACGUUUAUCUCAAAAACAUUCAAAGUCGGUUAUGACCCAGCGUACAUCUAUAAUCUCUUCGUGGAGUUUUCGAGGCAUGCGCUCGUCAUUUAUGUCCCACGUGUCGCAGAAAUAA
Strongylus vulgaris is the source of this 858-nucleotide messenger RNA. NCBI's taxonomy places the organism in Eukaryota, Metazoa, Nematoda, Chromadorea, Rhabditida, Strongylidae. The record is from the annotation of a GenBank genome assembly.